This is a messenger RNA of Vanessa tameamea, 3336 nucleotides long. It is a transcript of the gene Arl8, whose product is annotated as ADP-ribosylation factor-like protein 8. The transcript has 5 exons. Gene Ontology annotation, molecular function: GTPase activity; GTP binding. Gene Ontology annotation, biological process: anterograde axonal transport; protein transport. Bases 127 to 690 code for a protein of 187 amino acids. NCBI's taxonomy places the organism in Eukaryota, Metazoa, Arthropoda, Insecta, Lepidoptera, Nymphalidae. Gene Ontology annotation, cellular component: lysosomal membrane. The record is from RefSeq and is a predicted model, not a curated record.
CUUUAUAAUCGAGGGAAUUACUAAACGCAACCGGUGACUGUCAAAUUGUUAAGACCACCGAUUUUUCUAAAAGGCGUAUUAAAUUUUACUUUUUUCAGUCAUAAAUAUAGUAGAUUGUUUAAUAAAAUGUUAGCUUUAAUCAAUCGCAUCCUUGAUUGGAUUAAAAGCUUGUUUUGGAAAGAAGAGAUGGAACUGACAUUGGUCGGCCUACAAUAUUCAGGGAAAACAACUUUUGUUAACGUCAUUGCCUCUGGUCAAUUUAGUGAAGACAUGAUUCCGACUGUUGGUUUCAACAUGCGCAAAAUUACAAAAGGCAAUGUCACUAUUAAAGUCUGGGAUAUUGGUGGACAGCCUAGAUUCCGUUCCAUGUGGGAAAGGUAUUGUAGGGGAGUCAACGCUAUAGUCUAUAUGGUUGACGCCGCGGACCCGGAUAAGAUCGAGGCGUCUCGCAACGAGCUGCACAGCCUGCUGGAGAAGCAGCAGCUCACCGGCAUACCCGUGCUGGUGCUGGGCAACAAGCGGGACCUGCCGCACGCACUCGACGAGCACGGCCUCAUCGAGCGCAUGAACCUCUCCGCCAUCCAGGAUCGCGAGAUCUGCUGCUACUCGAUCUCGUGCAAGGAGAAGGACAACAUCGACAUCACGCUGCAGUGGCUCAUCUCGCAUAGUAAGUCGGGCAGCGCGCGCUAGUCGCCGGCCAGUCGGUCCGCAGUCGGCACCGGUCGGCACCAGUCGGCACCAGUCGGCUCCAGUCGGGCUACCGUCGGGCGACAGUCGUUCCGCUCGUCUCCCGCUGGAUGCGGACUCCUCGCCCGCGAUCAACGACGAUUUUUCAAAUACGAUUUCGAAACGGAUUCCGCAUUCCGCGCGAGAUAUUUCUUUGGUAGCUAGUUUAAAGAUAUAGUCCGUUGAAUAGAUUACUCGUUUUAUAAAUGAAAUCUUAAAGUUGCAUUCGCGUUCGACAUCCAUCAGACCGUGAUCUAACGUCGCCUUAUCGAGUGUGGGUGGGCUUCGGCUCCUUCUUGUAAUGCGUAAACUGCUAUUGUAAAUGACAUUAGUUCAUCAAAAUACGUAUCAAAGUAGAAGUGCACGCUAACAAGGACCUUUCUCGACCACAGCUUUUAAUCUUUGAUAUGUGUCUUGGCGUACAUUUCUUCUCGUUGAAUUACAAUAAGACUAUGGUUUAAUGUCUGUCAACAUUUUUGUUCAAUGUAUGCUCAAAUUAAUAAUAUAAUAUUAUCUCGAAUAGCGUAAUCAUUUUGUUUAUUCGCAUAUUAGAACCGAAAUUCGCCACUAUUUCAAAAUGGCGUCAGGACCUAAAACGUGUCUUAGUCUGUGUAAUUCGAUGAGAAAGAAUUAAACUCUUAGGUCAUAAAUUUAAUUAGCUUGAGUCGACGAACUCUCUGAAUUAUGUGACAUUAUUUUGUAUUCAUUGAAACUGGCAGUUUUUUUUGGUGCCAAGUUUGGUAAGCGCUUCAUUCGACUUAUAUUAACGUUAUGAGAACGCAAAGUAUUGCCACAUUCAAAUAAAAUACUAUCCAAAGUAUAUAGCGGCUGUUAGUGAAUAAUUUUAGAGAUAAAUAGUCGAUAACAAAGUCCACACAACUUUGUUUACAAGAUUUUUUUAUUUAAUUAUCGUAAAAUUCAAUGCAACCAUCGGUAUAAUUUUAUUAUGAAUUAAUAUUGUACUUAUAUUUUUAUGUGGACUUGCAAUAUCAAUUAUAUAUCAGAACGUUUUAUAUCUAUCAGUCGCAAUAUUAAGGAUUUGUACGUAUUGUAAUAGAUUGUUUAGAUUCUCUGAUAAUAUUAGCAUAUAUACAUUAUAAAUAUACUUAUCUCAUAUUGUUAGCUAAAUAAUAAGUUAAUAUAAUAUAUAGUGUGAGACUAAUUUUGCUCCAUGAUAGCUGUAUAUAAAGUUGAAAAAAAAAACAAAAUUUUGUUAAUAUAGUUUAUUUGAUAGGUCGAUGUAUUCUUCUAAAAAAUGUUAUUUUUAUUAUAAAGCGACAUUAGAUUAGGGUUGCCAUCAGCCAGUUAUAAACCCCGUUAAUAACUUAAUAGUGCAACGGCUUACCCACAGCCGAGAGAUUAGACAGUUGGUUCCAUCCGGUACCUUAGGAACUCUUAAGAAAUAAACUAGUCUAAAUUAAAAAUUAUCCAAUUUAAACUUACCUCCAGAACCUUAAUUCUCCAAAUAUAUUAAAUUUUCGAAUUAAUCAGGUCGCCUUGUCGACAAUCCACGGCUUGGGAAAACUGCUAGCUUGGCAACCCUGUAUUAAGUUUACACAAAAUUCUUUAGUCACCAGAAUAAUUUAAUAUUCUUAAUCUGCACAUUGUGUUAUCUGAUGUAAAAUUUAUAAAUGUAGUUGCGUUUGUUCUAUACUAAGAACGUCAUCGAAGAUGAUCAGAAAAAAUGUAAAACACUUAUUAUAUAUUUUGGUUUUAACCGCGUCCAGACAUUUUUUUUUAUUAUUAUGUCUGAAGUUUCGACUGAGGUGAGUUUGUAUCGGGAUGAGUCAGCUGAGGUAAAAAAAAUAUAUAGGAUAAUCGCGGUUAACACCAAAGUAGGUACAUAAUAUGAUAUAAAUUUAAAAUACAUAUAUACCAAAUUGAUUCGUUUUCUUUAUUAAUAAUUCUUUAUAUAAAAGAGAGUCGUAGAUUUUUCAAUACUGACGAAAUAAAAUAAAAUACAAAAUUUUCAAAUAUAAAGUUUCUGUUGGUAUUGAAAUAUUUACAGAGUGUAAUGUUGAUUGUUAUAAUCGGAAUGAGUUGAAUUGUCUCCUGCACGUUUACCCGCCGCGCGGGUGUUGCUAGUGCUUCAAAUUUGUUAUAAUUUAGUUAUAAUUUCAGAAAGAUAUAAUUUAUGAUAUGGAAAUCUCAAGUAACAGAAAUUGUAUCAGGAAGACUAAAAUAACAUAUGAAGGAUUUAGAGAUUUUACUACUGAAUCUGAUAAAUCGUUUGAUGUUCUAAGUCAAUAAAUUCUUAUUUGAAGAAAAAAAAACAUAAUUGUAAAAUUAUACAUGCACAUAUUUUUCUCUAAUCUAUAUAACAAAUAUCCUAAUAAUGAAAACAUUUUUUAGGAAUUUGGGACAAUACAAAAAUUUAAAUCAAAAUAUCUCGCAUACAUAUUAUUUGCAGUUUUAAAAUUCAAAAUUUCUAGAAAAAAAGAGGCUGUGAGAUUCUAUUACACAAAAUGAAUUUAAUUUUAUGUUAUUUGAGAUAUCAAUAUUUAUAUUUGUAAAAGUAUGUUAGUCACUUGGCUGUAAUAUAUUCUUUUUUCUAUGACGAUGACACAAAUCAAUAUAGCGGUGAGAAGAUAAUAUUAAAUUAUGUUCAAA